Molecule: messenger RNA, 513 nt
Organism: Medicago truncatula (barrel medic)
Lineage: Eukaryota; Viridiplantae; Streptophyta; Magnoliopsida; Fabales; Fabaceae
Product: F-box/kelch-repeat protein At3g06240-like
Exons: 1
Coding region: 1-513 (170 amino acids)
Source: RefSeq, a predicted model, not a curated record
AUGGGUCAACCCGAAGGGUAUAUGGCGAAAUUUGUAUGUGGUACCAUUAAUUGGGUCGUACUAGAUCAAGAGAAUGACUCUUCACGGGUCAUUCUUUCUCUUAAUUUAGGAAACGAGUCUUAUCAAGAGAUUUUACAGCCUGAUUAUGAUUUAGAUGAACCUCUGCGUAACUUUAGCUUGGGGGUUUCUAGGGAUUACUUAUGCAUCCUUGCUCAUACCAAAUCUUUUUUGGAUAUUUGGGUUAUGAAAGAUUAUGGAAAUAAAGAUUCUUGGUCUAAAUUGUUUACUGCUCCGGUUGUGAAAUUCCUUGAUUAUAAUUAUGGUUGUAUCAUGCUUGGCUAUACAAGACUAGUCUAUAUUUUCGAAGAAGAUGACCAAGUGGUCCUGGAAUUCUAUAAUAAGAUAUGUGUUUACAAUUACAAGGAUGGUACUGUAAAGAUUCCUGGGAUUCAAGGCUUAUUUUCUACGAUGUUCAGCUCCAAUGUCUACAUUGAAAGUCUCGUAUCGCCUUGA